UGCUACUGUACAGUAGCUGGCUAAAUAAUAAAUUAAUUAUAAAGAGAUGUGGCAGCUCGAGGACAGUGCUGUUUUUUUAUCAGAGGAAUUUUUCGGAGAAUUCAGAGACGGAAUAUGAAAAUACAUGAAGUCAUAUAAGAGCCAUGCGUUUUCUCCCACAUUUGGCAGGCAGGCAUUUUCCUACAGCCAGGGUUCGCACCGGGAGAGCAUCACUUCAUCUGGCACCGCUGUUGGUUUGUGAUUUUUCAUGAAUGCUAGCUUACUUACGAUCAACAUGCAUUUCUACAUUUACCCGCUGUGUCAACGUUAACAGGCAGCGUAAAAUGAUUUUUAUUAAUGUCUUGAAUUGUCGUUACCCGCUUCUUGGGGAGUACACACACGUCCCCCCAUAAGUCAGAACCUCCAGAAUGAAACUCCGAAGGGGCUGUUUCUUGUUUACUGACAGGAGGAAACGCGUGGACAGCAGACAUUCAUUUUAAAACUUAGGCUAACAUUAAUGUGUGGUGAACCUUUACCCCGCGCGUUGACUUGAAGGCAGGUCAGAGAAGCUUCGUGAAUGGACAAACAGGACUCAUGAUGUGGACCAGCUUUAUGGUCAGAGGCUCGACCCUGCACAGUCACUCCAGACGGGAUGUGUGUUACAUUGGACUCAACAGAGAGUAAUAACUACAGCCUGUCCUUUUACCUGACAGCUUCUCCUAAUCACGGAAUACUCAAAAACUUCUCUACAGUCUUCCUCAAACUGUGGUGUCCACCCAUCUGUCUCACGACCAGUGGGCCUAGUGUGACCUGUCUUCCCGGUAGAGGCUGUUGGGAUCAUCAUUGAGUCAGUCAUGACCACAAACCACUGGGGUGCUGAUUCCUCAGCUGAAGGAGGUUUUUCAAAAGAGGAUUUUAACACAAGCGAUGGAGCAGAAUGUGUUAAAAUCUGUUUUUCUCAAACGUUCUCUGUUUACGGGCCCAUAACAUACUCUACAUAUUGAUAAAAGUUGAUAUUGCACUGUUUUGGUGGGUGGCCCUUAUCUGUAGUUAUUGCAGAUACAUGUUGGUGCUUCACUUACCUGGCACAGAGACAUCAGUGAUCAACUUCCAUUCAUUUUGAUGACUGUAGACCUCCUGGAUGCACCCUCAGGUGCCCCCUGGUGGCCCUUGGACUCCACGUUGAAAGACUCUGGUUUAAGAACAGCUGAGUUUACCCAAACCAAUUCCAUUCUAUCAAGAAAGAAGUUAAUUGAAGAUGCACUGGAGACUGAACUGGAAGGCUUAGCGAGGGUGAAGUUUACUAAAAGUCAACCAUGCCUAUCAGAAAAAAAGACACAACUCGAGCCCUCGGGCUUCUGGAGGAGUACUGUACUAAACUGAGGAAGCCGGAGGAGCAGCAGCUCAAAACUGCCAUUCAGAGAGUGAUGGGGAUUUUUAAAAGCAACCUGUUUGAAGCUCUUCUUGAUAUCCAGGAGUUUUAUGAAGUGACGCUGCUAAACACACAGAAGAGCUGCGAGCAAAAGCUGGAGGAGGUCAACCACAUGGCGGACAAGUGGGAGAAGAGUGUUUCUAUUCAAAACUUUGAGCUCGCUCACCCUGCCUGUCCAGUGGAAGAGAGGGGGCCGAGCAGCUCAGAGCCCAGUGGGAUGGAGCAGGCAGACGGUGACAUCAGGACCUCUGUGGUGAGUUUUCUAUUCUUUGAAUACACGACACACAAUCCACUGUUCUUUCAUCACAGGCAUGUGUUUUUGUAUACUUAAUUCUGUGCUUUUGUUUUCACAUCAUUAUCACUCAUGGCAUGGUCGUGUGGCUCUUCCAAAAUCACCUUUUUCCCUGGCAAUAUAAAUUGGUUCUGGCUACAUGAUCUCAACAAGCUCAUGAAAGUAAAUGACAAUAAGUUCAAGCAAAGAGGAGAGAUUUGGUUGAAGUGAUAACAUAAACUAAAGAUUAUUGUGAUAAAAAUGUUCUUCAGUUCAGGGAGUCACAAACGUCUUGGCUGUAAUGUCAUCCUCCUAACUGGCCCACUUUGGUGGCUCUAUAGCAACCAUCGCUGGGUUACUUCUGGUCAGACAAACUUUCACCUGUGCCAAGUCUGUUCAUUGACUCACAGUGAAAGUGUGACCUUAAGCACGGUACCGGACAACUUUGCUAGUGUGAGUGCACUCUUAGUAAUCUAAAGGGAAGUCUUGACAUAUGAGUCCAACAGGGCACAGUAUUUUAAAUCCUGAUACUAGAUGGUUUUAAAAACACACAUGACAAUAACACAACAUCUGGUAUGUCCAUUAUAUUUAGUAAUUUACCACUGAAUCCUGCAUGUUUGUUUCAGUCAGUUUGCUGAAAUUCCUGAUGCUGAUUGAUUCAGGUUAUUAUAGUUUUUUCCGUUAUUCUGUGCACUGUUGAGAAAAACAGAAAGUGGAAAAACAUGGGAGAUUUUGGGUUUACAACUUCAGAGUUGUUCAGCCUGUAAAGAGAUUGUGACAUUGUUUAAUUCUCCCACUGAAAUACUAAUUUCACUGAACAACAAGUAGCCCAAUAUUUUCCUAUAUAUUUGAUUUGUAUUACCAUAGUACAUGGUACAAGUAACAUGGAAUAUGAUGUUUCUGCAUACUGCAUUUUGCAUGUCUUACAUUAGCUGGACAGCCAGUGGGCUAAACCACCUGGGAAGGCUAAUAUCUUCAAGUGGUGCUUAAUUAUAAAUAACUUUCAAUAUUUCAUGUUUACAAGUUUUAAUGGAU
Molecule: messenger RNA, 2717 nt
Organism: Labrus mixtus (cuckoo wrasse)
Lineage: Eukaryota; Metazoa; Chordata; Actinopteri; Labriformes; Labridae
Product: disks large 1 tumor suppressor protein-like
Exons: 4
Coding region: 1296-1742 (148 amino acids)
Molecular function (GO): protein binding
Source: RefSeq, a predicted model, not a curated record